Molecule: messenger RNA, 2809 nt
Organism: Quercus robur (English oak)
Lineage: Eukaryota; Viridiplantae; Streptophyta; Magnoliopsida; Fagales; Fagaceae
Product: RNA-binding NOB1-like protein
Exons: 6
Coding region: 723-2618 (631 amino acids)
Biological process (GO): maturation of SSU-rRNA
Cellular component (GO): preribosome, small subunit precursor
Molecular function (GO): RNA endonuclease activity
Source: RefSeq, a predicted model, not a curated record
UUUUUCUUUGGAUUUUCUUUCUCUCCCCGUUCCCUCUGUGACUCUCUCUCUACUUUACUCUUUGAAUUUUCAAAUACAAAACUUUUAUCUGAGUAUCUGUGACUGAUUUUCUCUCACACACAAAAAGUCAGCCAACCCAAAGCAGAGUUUGUGUUCAUAAUCAUCAUCAAAGAUCAUCAAACACUCAAAAAGUCUCAAACUUUCCCUUUCAUUGAUUCAUCCACCUCCAUUCUGUGCUCAAUAAAAGCAAAUACUGACAUCUUUCCCGCCAUCUCAACCCCACCAAAACCAAACAUGGCCAUGGACCUGGCCGUGUCAGAGCUAAGAGCACCGAAGCCAAUUGGGUUCAAAAGGAGGCCGGUGGUUCAAUGCAUCAUCACAGCCCUAUUUAAUGCCCACUGUGUUGAUGCAUGGAUCAGCAGGGAAGAUAAGUACCACAAUAGAAGGAAAGCAACGUAUUUGAUGGUAUGAAAAAGGAAAGGAAAAAAAAAAGCUAGAAGAGAGAGUUAACAGAGGGAACGGACUACGGAGAGAGAAAAAAAAGAAAAAAUCCAAAGAAAGGAGAGGAAUGUUAUAUAAUUUGAAGGAGAACCACGUGGCAUGAUUUCAUUGGCUGGCGUACGGACCGAAUUUAAUCUCUUAUCGAGAUCUUUAAAACUCCCUUAGCUUUCUAGGGUUUAAGCGCUCUUUCUCUCUCUCUCUCUCUCUCUACAGCGUAAACCAUGGAGGACAACACAACCCCAGCAGCCCCAGCUCCAGCUCCAGCUCCAAUGUGGAGCAGCAUAGUGAAGAGCCAACCAGCUCCAAAGCCCAACCCCGAAACCCCAGUCCCUUCAACCGGAGUCUUCGUCGUCGACAACAACAACAACAACUGCAACUCCACAAAGGGCAUAGCGGUGGCCGUAGUCGAUGCCAACGCCUUAAUCGAAGGCGGCGAUAAACUCACCCGCAGUGCCGACAAGUUGGUCACCGUCCCUGAGGUCAUGGCCGAGGUCCGUGACCCUGCCUCCCGUCACCGCCUCUCCUUCCUCCUCCCUUCCUCCCUCCACUCCAUGGACCCCUCCCCCGACUCUCUCAACAAAGUGAUAAAGUUUGCGAGGGCGACCGGUGACUUACAGACGCUAUCAGAUGUUGAUUUAAAAUUGAUUGCAUUGACUUAUACAUUGGAGGCUCAGAUUCAUGGGACCAAACAUAUUAGGGACUGUCCUCCACCUGUCCAUGUGGUCAAUGCGAAAAGAUUACCUGAGAAGGAAUUGCCAGGCUGGGGUUCCAAUGUGCCCAAUUUGGGAGAAUGGGAAGCAUUAGAACGUGCAUCGGUUGCGGUUGGGGAUGGUGGUAUGUCAAAUUCCAAUUCGAGAAUCCUACCUUUGCAGGACUUGAACUUGAAUGUUGUGGAUGAUAAGGAGUUGGAGGAUGGUUUGAAGGUUGGUUCUGAGAAUCAAGAGGGUGAGGUGGAAGGUGGUGUAAGUGGGGUGAGGCCUAGGAGAUUUUUGCCAAAGAAGAAAGAGGUAACGAUUGAAGGGAAGAAGAUGGUUGCGAGUGGCAUUGAUGCGUCUCAAGGAGAGUUUGAUGAGGAUGCUGGUGAUUGGAUGCCUGCUGUUAGUCGAAGUACUCAUAGACGGUUUCUUAGAAGGAAAGCUAGGCGUGAACAUUAUGAGGCGAUGGCUGAAAAGGAUGCUCAAGAGGAUGCUGAAAAAACUAGGGAUAUCAAUGUUGUUGAGGAUGGUAGAAGCUUGGAAAAUGAGAUUAAGGAGGGGGAGAAUGGUGAUGAAAGUUUAUCUACAAUUUUGGAACAAAUGAGGUUGGAAGAAGAAGAAGAAGACACGUCGAAUGGUCUUCUUCCAGAGGGGAAUGAGCUGGACAUAUCUUCUGAGAGGCUUGGAUCCAGCAAUCCUGAAUUAGCAGGGGCUUCGUUUGAGAGCAAUGAAGCUGAGGUAGAUGGUGAAGAUGAGGUUGAUAUGGUUAAUGAAGGAUUGGAUCAUGUGGAGAUGUCAAGCCAGGCCGAUGAAAGUGUUGAUGCAUCCUAUGCUGAUGAUGGUAGUAGUGAGCAAAGCUGGAUGCUGAGAUCGUUGUCUGAGUCCAGUGUGGCCUGUGUAACUAGUGACUUCGCAAUGCAAAAUGUUCUUCUACAGAUGGGUUUACGCUUGCUGGCACCUGGAGGAAUGCAGAUACGACAGCUGCACAGGUGGAUUCUGAAAUGCCAUGCAUGCUAUACAGUGACUGCGGAGAUUGGGAGGAUAUUCUGCCCAAAGUGUGGAAAUGGUGGCACUUUACGCAAGGUAGCUGUUACAGUAGGUGAAAAUGGAAUUGUUUUAGCAGAUCGUCGGCCACGGAUUAGAUUGCGUGGCACUAAAUUUUCACUGCCUUUACCCCAGGGUGGAAGGGAGGCCAUUACCAAGAACCUCAUCUUGCGUGAAGAUCAACUCCCACAAAAGUUUCUUCAUCCCAAGACAAAGAAGAAAAUGAAUAAGCAGGGAGACGACAUCUUCACUGCAGAUGACUUUGGCCGCCAUGUUGAUAAAAGAGCCCCCUUGCAGCCUCCUAUAAGAAAGGCAUUAGCAGUUUUCAGUGGAAAGAGGAAUCCUAAUGACAACCAUUUUUCUCGUUCUAAGCAUUAGUUGGUUAACUGAAAUUUUGUUCUCUCUGUAUUCUUGGAAAAUGUAUCAAAACUGGUUUUGAUAUUUAAAAGUUUAAUGCCACCAAAGUGGUGAAAGCUUUGUCGUGUUGAGUGAGACCUCUAGUGGACUGUCACCUAUGAUUACUAUGUUCUAUAGAUAUUUUGCUUAAAAUGUGAGCACAGUUUUGGUCA